UCACAGUCAGCACUCAGCAGACUAUACAGCCCGUGGCUGAAUGCUGAUAACUUUAUCAACGUUUCAAUAAAGUCGCGUGGUCGGUCGAUUUGUUUUGUAUUUCAUUAAAUAUAAUUUUGUUAAUAUUUACGUUUCUAAAAGAUUGUUAAACAAAUUUACAGCUUUAGAGAUUUUUGUUGCUUAAAAUUUUUAAAUAUUUAAUAAUAAAGACAUCUUAUAUCACAGAAAAAAUAUCAAGAUUUAUUAAGAAACAUUAUUUGUAAGUAAAUCCUUAUAUUUAUAUGCAUUAGACUGUUUCAAAAAUGGCAUCCACGUCUCUUGCAAAACAACUUCAAAAGUUAACUGCACCACAAACAUCGAUAUUGAGUUUAUCAUAUAAGAAAACAUCACUCCUUAUACAACCUGAAGAUAUUGGAAAUCAUGACUUGAUAGCAUUUUUUGAAGUCGGGGUUAAAGGUUUGAAAGAACUAAGCAAUAUCAAUCCUAAAUUUAUUAAGUUUGAGAAAACGUUGUUCAGCCAAUUAUGGCAAUCUAAACAAAGAGCUGUCCUUAGCUUAACUGAAAAUCAAAAAAUUGACAGUAUUAUUGAAGAGUUUCUUUGCUUGUUAUCUCCUUAUUUCAAUUCAAAACCCGCAUUAUACGCUCUAGAGUGGUUGGUACAUAGAUUUAAUAUUGAACAGUAUAAUACAGAUGCUUUGAUUGGCUACGCCCUACCAUUUUUGACAACUCAAGUUUUUACACGGUUAAUUCAAGUGGUUCCUAUUAAAAGUAAUCCAGAAGUUUCCAAAAAUUGGUGGUGGUUAACAAAAUCUAAAAGGACGGGAGUUCAAAUAAAUGAGAAAAGUUUCAUUUCUGAGGCUGUCAAUGAUAUAAGAUUACUAAAAUUAAUUUGUUCCCAUACUAUCAAAGUCAUUGACGAACAUAAAAAUAAUUAUGAGCUGUUGACUGUAUGGACUAAUUUUUAUACUAAGAUUGUUGUUGCUGCAUUUAAAUUAUCUUCUAUUUCAAAAAACAACUUAGUAACUUUAUUCUUACCAUCAAUAAUUGCUGGACUAGAAUCUGAAGCGAGACCAUUUACUGUAUCAACUUUAAUAGUAAUUGGUGUUAUGUCCAACUACAUAACAUACACAGAAAAGUUGCGUUCAAGUUUGGUUAAAAAAAUUUUACUUGUUCAACAUGAACAGUUACAUGAGAACUGUAUCCUACUCUUAAGUGUUAUCUUUAAAUCAGUUAAGGAUAUAACAUUAGUACAAAUUUCAAAUGUUUGUAUCAAAUAUAUGGCUAAUCAUUCUAGUUCACAAAUUGAUGCAUUAAAAAAAUUAUUGAAAUUUGAUCAAAGUGUAUUUUACUUAUUAUUAGUUCGCGAUAGUUUAAUAUUGUCCAAAACUGAUGAAUCAGUUUCUUUGUUUUCAUCAAAUUUAAUUGAGUUAAUUGAUUUAAAUGAUAAUGCUUACACAACGGAACUAGUUAAAAUUGUCCUAGAGUCUGCUGUUGAUGAGCUAUGGUACAUGAAAAUUGCAAAAAUUGUAAAAACUAAGUACAAAAGAGGAUGGAAGAAUGCCAUCAAACUAAUUCAAGACUCUCAAAAUGAAAAUAAACUUAUAAGUUCUUUAAAUGUUGAUGAUAGUACAUCAAGUAUAAGCCAUAAUGAAGAAAUUAUGGAUGUAGACGUGACUUCUGAAGAAACGGAUAAUAAGAAAACUGAAAUAAAAAUGAAGAAGAGCUUAUUAUUCAGAGAAUAUUCUAACGAUGAUGAGCGCGUCCAAGUUUAUUGUGAAAAUAUAUGGGUUGGUGAUAUAAAAGUUGCUCAUUUAUGUGAUUGCCUAAAUCUUUUGAUCAAUAAAAAUGAAUCAUUUAUUAUUAAUUUAUCACCUGACAGCAUUGUUAUUCCUACAUUGCUAUGCUGUUUAGCAUCAGAAGAUCAACGUGUUCGAAAAACUGUGAUCACCUGCAUUAGAAAAAUUACCAAGACUUAUAAAGAUAAAAGUUUAUCUUAUCAUUGGUUAUUAGAACAAAUAAUUAAUAAACGUCAAGAAAUCCUAAUGGACAGUGAUCAAAUUCGACUUGUUCUUAUGGUUUCUUUGCAAAUGGAUAAUGAAGAAGCCAAAAAGAUAUUAGACAAAUUGUUUAAAACUGCUUGUAAUUCAGACAUAUCUUCAGCAUUGCGUUUAAAAAUGUUUGAUCUUUUAUCUGCUAUUAAUACACCAAAUAUUUGUUUAAAUGUUUUGUCACAUGGUUUAGAUUUAUUACAAAAGCCUGAAUUAGAUUUAGCCGAAUCGCAUAUUUUGAAAUUUACUCUCAAUAAAUUGCAUCCAAGUGUGAUUGAAUGGAAUAAAAUAUGGCCAGUUUGCGAAAAAUAUUUAACUGAAAUAACCCCAAAAUUGAAUUUUGGUACUGGGAAAUUAACUAGCCCUGUAAGUGCAUUUGUGCAAAAUUUAACAUCAGAAAUGUUUAAUGCCAUGUCUGAUGAUUUAAAAUUAAAUUUAAUUAAAAUAUUAUUAAACAUACAAGCUAAAGUCGAAGACAAUGAUAUUAUAGAUUCAAUAAAAAGUUUUAUCCAUGAAGUCAGUUUUGAUAGUAUAUUAUUUAUAUCACACCUUGAAAAAAUGUACCUUGACUUAUUCGAUAGUGUGAGAUGGAAGAAUGGCAUUGCCUUGUUGGAGUUAAUUCAAAAUAAAAAUAGUCUAGAAAAUGUUACUCAAUUAACCCCGGUUUUAUUUGAAAUACUAAAAAAAUGUCUUGAAUUUGAAAAUCAAUCGAGUUUGCUUGAAUAUACUAAACAGUUAUGUUUAAGUUGUAUAUUGAAUUGUUGUUUAAUGACAAAAAAUGAAUUGGAAAGAACCAAGGUUGCUGAACGCUUAAAUUUGGAAUUGAUUGUCUCGACAAUGCGACUAUCUCCCAAUCAACAAACCCAACAUCACGCACUAAUAUUGUUAUCAAAUUGUGCUCAAAUGGUACCAGACCAAAUAAUAUUACACGUCAUGACCAUAUUCACAUUUAUGGGAAGUUCAGUGAUGCGCCAAGAUGACGAGUACACAUUCAAAAUUACUUGCCAAGUAUUAAAUACUGUUAUUCCUAUUUUACUAAAAGAAGGCCAAUCGGUAACGAGAAAAGCAUUAUCGGUUUUUGCUCGUAGUGUUUUAGAUAUACCUGAACAUAGACGUGCUACUUUAUUGAAAUUCCUUGUGCAAGCAUUGAACACUAACAACUACCUGUGGGAGUUAAUAGUUCUUGUACAUAAAGAAUAUCUGUCAGGUACAAUAGAUACUAAGAAUAAAGCUUCAAGUAAUACCAUAUGCUUAGAUAUUUGUGCUGAAUGUCCUAUAGAUGUCAUGUUGGAUACUUGUAACCAUAUAUUGAAUUAUUGUAAAUAUCUAGAACUCAAAAAAGGUGAUUGUGAUCAAGUUACAUUAAUUGACAUUUCAAGUUACUCGGAAAAUAAGAUUUACAAGUUAAAAUAUUGUUUAGUAUCUUUUCUUACAAAUUUACUAUCAUCUUAUAUGUUUGUGUCUAAGGUUAUGUAUUGUACAUGUGAUAAAACAUUAAAAGAGGGAUUUACCGAAAUAAUAAAAAAUACUCUAUGGUUCAUUCAAAAUCAAGGUACAAUACAAUCUAAAAAUUAUAUGCCCAUUAAAUAUUACAGCAUCCUAGAUAAAGUCAAUGCAUUGCUACCAUUAGAUAUAUUUGUUGAUGCUAUAAAUUAUAUAUUACAGUUUGUCGAUCUUAAAUCCACACAGCAUAGAACUAUGGAUUUAUUAAACAAACGAUUAUUGGAAACUAAGACGUUAUCCCAGCAACAAACACUGAAAUUACUUAAUCCUUUAUCAGCAAUAGCUAUUAUGUCUAGUUUCCACACAAAAGAAGAUUUAAAUGUUAAGCAAACUGCUCUAAUAUCCAUCACAUUAGUUACAAAAUGUUCAAAUAUUAAUGAAAAUGUAGAAAUAUUUCAAGGAAUUCUUCAAAAAGUCACUAAAUCAGUACAAGACACGUCGGUCAGUCCUUUACUUGGAACCCUUGUUUUAUGCAUUGCGGAAUUGGUAUCGAGCUUAAAAACUAAAGCAAUUACAAACUUUGCUUUGAUAAUACCAACUGUAAUUUCAGUCCUUCAUAAGUUGAACGAUGACUGUAUCAUGGCAGAUGGAGCAUUACUACCAAGUAUAUUAUCUGGCCUACUUCGAAUAAUAUCAGAACUUAAGAACUUUUUAAGUCCAUACAUUGUACCAUUGAUGUAUGAAUUAGCAUUAUUGUCAGCUCUUUGUAAUGAUGGUUCUACAGCCGAAAAAGAUAACUACAAAUCUAUAAUAAGUACUAAAUUUCAGCAGCUAGGAGAAAAGUUGUCAGAAAUACCUAACAGAGUUUUAGAACCAGCAUUAAGCAACACAUUAGGGGAAAUUGUAAAAAACCUUAAGUUUUCAGCAUUUCAGUAUGUAUUGAAUAUAGCUAAAAAUAGUUUUAAAAAUUCUAUGACUGAAGAGUUCACUGUAUUUUUAUUAAGGUCUUUAGAAUUUUGUUGUUUCAUCCAUGAAAACAAAAAAAAAGAAACAAAAUUGGUAGAAUCCUCAGUAAUAUCUACAAUUAGUGAAGUAGCUUUAAAAUGCUCAGAAUCCACAUUCCGUACAUUUUAUCAAAAAUUAUAUGAAUGGAAAAAUGAAGGAAAUAAUGUCACUCGUAUAUUAAUUUAUUUUAAAUUAUUAAAUGCUCUGUCAAGUGAACUUAAAGGACUAUUCCUUUUAUUUGCUGGUAAUAUAAUACCCACUGCCAAUUCAGUUUUAGUAAAAUGCAAGUCAAAUCCAAUAGAAGAAAAAACAUUACUUAUUAAAUGUGUUAUCUCAACAUUAUCAAAUGUAUUCAAGUAUGAUACUAUUAAUUUUACAACUAAAGAGCGUUUUGAAAUUAUUAUGAAUCCAUUGGUAGAACUUUUAGAAGCUGUUGAAUUAGAGGACUAUGUUAAAAUGUGUCAAAACUAUGUAAUUCCUUGUAUUUCCAAUUUGAUUGCGGCCGUAACAGAUGACACUUUAUGGAAGGAUAUAAAUUGCCAAGUAAUGCUUAAAGCCAGGCAUCGUUUACCAGAAGUUAGAUCUGUGUGUAUAGAUACUACAUUAGCUAUAGCUGAAAGACUUGGUGAAAACUUCUUGCCACUUCUUCCCGAUUCAAUACCUUUCUUAGCUGAACUAAUGGAAGAUGAACAAGAAGAAAUAGAACAAAAAACCCAUAAAGCUAUUCAACAAAUGGAAAAAUAUGUAAAUGAACCAAUUGAAAGUUACUUUUGUUAAACAUUUUGGCUUAAGAUAGUUUUGUAUAACAGUUUGUUAAUGACAGUUAUGUUAAGUUUUUGUUUAGUAGAUAAUACAAACAAAUUAUUAUGUUUAUUCUAUAAAUAAUGUAAAUAAAUACAUUAAAAUUACCAUUAACUCUUUAUUUUAUUUUUAAACAAAUGUAUGAUGUAUUAAUAAAGACAAUUAUUU
Adelges cooleyi (spruce gall adelgid) is the source of this 5465-nucleotide messenger RNA. RefSeq names its product HEAT repeat-containing protein 1. Gene Ontology annotation, cellular component: t-UTP complex; small-subunit processome; 90S preribosome. Gene Ontology annotation, molecular function: snoRNA binding. The transcript is spliced from 2 exons. The coding region runs from base 303 to 5273 and encodes 1656 amino acids. NCBI's taxonomy places the organism in Eukaryota, Metazoa, Arthropoda, Insecta, Hemiptera, Adelgidae. The record is from RefSeq and is a predicted model, not a curated record. Gene Ontology annotation, biological process: maturation of SSU-rRNA from tricistronic rRNA transcript (SSU-rRNA, 5.8S rRNA, LSU-rRNA); positive regulation of transcription by RNA polymerase I.